This is a messenger RNA of Sycon ciliatum, 3501 nucleotides long. Its product is annotated as peroxisomal ATPase PEX6-like. The record is from RefSeq and is a predicted model, not a curated record. Gene Ontology annotation, biological process: protein import into peroxisome matrix. Gene Ontology annotation, molecular function: ATP hydrolysis activity; ATP binding. Gene Ontology annotation, cellular component: cytosol; peroxisomal membrane. Lineage: Eukaryota; Metazoa; Porifera; Calcarea; Leucosolenida; Sycettidae. The transcript has 25 exons. Bases 81 to 2483 code for a protein of 800 amino acids.
CGGUUUUAUAUGGAUAAUUUUUAGUUGUGCUUCCUCCAUGAUCCAGAUUGGUUGUAGACUAGUCGUGCUGGUGAUGGAACAUGAGUGCAACUUUGAAACCCGUCCCUUUCCUUCCUGAGGAGAUCAAACGACACGUGAAGGAUGAACAUCGAACAAUUUUUCUCAGUGAAGAAGCAUCAGGAAUUGCUCGAAGUCAAAUUGUUGCAGUGAAAGCACAGCAUGGCAGUCCGGAUACUCUAGCUCUCGUUCAAGUUGUGGAUAGUGGUGUUUUGCAGUCACUUGAGCAGCUCCAUGGAGAGUUCUUACGGAUGCCAUCCUUCGUCAGCACUGAGAAUCUCAACUCGUCCACUGCUUACAGCUCUCCAUGCUUGCUGAGUAAUGCCAGGGCACAUCCCGUAGCUUUCCCACGUGGACUAGCCACCGUUAUUAAUGCUGAUUGUCAGUUCUCAUCAGCUGAUGACGUACCCAGUGCAUCAGAGGUUCACAUUCAGUUUUGUGGCGGAGCUCAAGUGAAUGAUGGGACUGACGCAGCACUAAAAGCGUACUUUCACCGUCCUCGGUUCUUAUCGGUCGGCUGGGUUUUUGCUAUACCUGCAGUAGCUGAUAAUGAAAGUCUCUUUGGCAGUCAGCAUGUUCCACGUCGAUUGACGUACUUUCGAGUGGCAGCAAUCAGUCCUGUACCCGAGAGUGAUGUUCACCUGUACCAGGCCUCUGCUGCAGACACAGCUCUAGUACUGGAUGCUGGCCGAGCGAAUUUUCCCAUCCCGUCUCUCUUAGAAGCGUGCAGCUGCGAGACUGUCAAGCAUGUCGUGCCAGGUGGCUAUGGUGCAAACGCAUGGUGUCCAUGUGUACCGCCAGGUCUAGGCGUUCAAAUGGAAAUCCUUCAGAACGCAAUCAUGCCGGCGUUCUCCUCUGCAUGCCUGCCAAGGAACAUUCGGCCGCGGUGCCAUCUCUUGUUGACCGGUGACCCUGGCAGCGGGAAGAAGAGUCUGGUUCGAUCGUGCUGCCGCUGGCUGGGAGUGACCCUCUGUGAGGUGAGCUGUUAUGAUUUGCUGGCGGACACUGUUCAGGCGGGUGAGACCAAGUUGAAGAACGUCUUUGAGAAAGCUCGCAAGCGCUGCCCAUCUGUCCUUUACUUAUGCCAUGCGGAGGUGCUGGCACGUCGGAAGGAUUCCGCCGAGGAAGAGCUACGGCUGGGUGCAACCUUCCAGGCACAGCUAGACUCGCUGGCAACACUUAGUGAAAGUGUGGUGGUGAUCUGCUCUUGUACGAAAGCAAGCCGCCUGGCUACGUCUGUUGCGCAACAGUUACGCAUCACUAUCAGUAUACCGCCACUGUCAACCGAGGAGCGCGUUUCCGUCAUGAGGGACAUGAUUGGCAACAGUCGCAUUGAAGACGAGUCUCAACUCCAGCGUAUUGCCGAGAAAAUCCAGGGUGCAGUUCUGAGCGAUGUCUGUACGCUGGCCUCGCGCGCCUUGCAGUGCAGCCGUGCACGUUUGUUCAGCGGCUGCACACCAUUGGAUGACCCAACAUCAGCUUGUCUUCCCAACCAUCUACCACCAAUCACCGCGGAUGAUUGGCAUGCGGCGCUCAAGCAGUUCGAGCAGUCACGUUCGAAGGACCUCGGUGCACCAAAGGUGCCAGAAGUGCAUUGGGAAGAUGUGGGUGGUCUGAGUGAUGUACGCCAGGAGAUUCUAGAUACCAUUCAGUUACCUCUGGAGCAUCCGGAGUUGUUUGCUGGUGGUCUGAAGAGAUCAGGCAUUCUUCUGUAUGGACCCCCAGGAUGUGGCAAGACUCUCCUCGCCAAGGCUGUGGCAACAGAGUGUGCACUAAACUUCCUUAGCGUCAAAGGUCCAGAGCUUCUAAACAUGUAUGUAGGACAGAGCGAGGAGAAUGUGCGUGAAGUGUUUGCAAAAGCACGCUCCGCAGCACCGUGUGUGAUCUUCUUUGACGAGUUGGAUGCACUGGCCCCGAACCGAGGACGCAGCGGUGAUUCCGGCGGUGUGUCCGAUCGGAUUGUGUCUCAACUGCUCACUGAGCUGGAUGGCGUGGGUGGCGAGAACAACGUGUUUGUGAUCGGCGCAACCAAUCGUCCCGAUCUGAUAGAACCGGCGCUACUGCGACCAGGAAGGUUUGAUUGCCGCGUGUACGUCGGAGUCUACACGGAGCGCCGCUCACAGCUCUCCGUCCUGGCAGCCCUGACAAGAAAGUUCCAGCUGGCACAUGAUGUCGAUCUUCGUGCCAUUGUGGAGACAUUGCCCGCAUCUGUCAGCGGUGCUGAUAUCUCGUCUGUAUGCUCCGAUGCUAUGAUGUCCGCAGCCCAUCGUCUUAUCGGACUUAUCGAAGCUGAAGGGCAAUCCGGACAGAGCUCUGAGCGACUUGUCGUAUGUCAGGAGGAUUUCCUGCAUGCUUCGGGGCUGCUGAUCUCAUCUGUGUCGGCUGAAGAUGUGGCUCUUUAUGAGAUGAUGAAAGCUAGAAAUUAGUCCAGGCGCACACGAUGCUGAGCGUCCCCAGACAACAACUUCUGAAGUGUAACGACGUCUUCAUGUUCAAGUACAUAUUCAUAUUUACACAUAUCAUUGUUUUUAAGUUAACGUAGCAUAUAUAAAAUUUAAUUUGUAAUCACAGGGUAGGCUUCAUACUUCGAAUACAGUUCUGUCGGGUGCCGCUGAACGAAUAUGCUAGGAUGUUACCAGGUACAGGGUAUCCCUAUGUACAUGAUGGCUCUACUACAGUACAGAACUGCUCAAUGAAAUCCGAUCGCAUGAAUCAAGUCCCCCCCCUGCGCCCAGUGCACAUGGCAGUGUUCACAGGUCUAGGGUUGCACACUGGCUCGCUUGAUCGGAUUUCAUUGAGCAGCACUGAGUACAAUGUACUGUAGAGAUUUCUGCACGAACAAAUUAAUAAUGGACUCUGUUCAUGGGCACGCUUGGUGUCGAAACUAACAUUCCCCCCCUGCGCCCAGUGCACAUGGCAGUGUUCACAGGUCUAGGGUUGCACACUGGCUCGCUUGAUCGGAUUUCAUUGAGCAGCACUGAGUACAAUGUACUGUAGAGAUUUCUGCACGAACAAAUUAAUAAUGGACUCUGUUCAUGGGCACGCUUGGUGUCGAAACUAACAUUUCUAAUUGAUCAGUCCAAUCAUAUUGGCUUUCCUGAAUCCGCUGGAGACAUCAUUGGUGGCAAUUAUCGUACUCGCGCGAUUAGAGCCCUCUCUUGAAUAGUGCCCUAUCUCGAAUAGUGUCCUAGCCAGUGAAAAGUAAAGCAUUCUCUUGAAUAGUGCCCCCCCCCCCCCCCGGUCUUGUAACCAAGCCCAUGUGCAAGUUUGGUGUUCUUUUGCUAAUGUUCUUGGCCAUUUCUUGGCACGGGUGUUUUCAGGAACAAAAUCGCAGGUCUUGUUCCCGUUUCUGUGGAGUCGUGAGCGUUUACAGUACACUUUUGGCUCUGUUUUUCUUUGUUUUAUGCUGGAUGAUGCAAAUGUACCAGCAAUGAAAAAUAAUAG